AUGAACAUUUUGACGAGUAAUGAUAUCUUCCUAGACCUAAUAUUUUUAAACUGCUGCAUAGAAUUUAUAGAUCCACUUGGAAUUGCGUUAUUUUUCUGACAUGCAGUUAUUGGAAACUUUAACCGUUUAAUUCUUCUUCCAGGACACCGCGCUAGAAAUGAAGAACGAGAAAUGCAUCAUUCAUACGAGCCCUAUGUUCCACCAUUGGACAGACUGACAGAGCUGGACAUGAGGCGAAACAACUUCGGCCCAUUCACAGAACUGCAACCUAACACAUUGCAACCGUUACUACCAAGCAAAAUGCCCACAGAUACUUCGUCAUCGUUUGGCCUACCUGGAGGUAAUUAUCAAUAUUUUACAUUGGCAUAGAACGUCUUGAAAGCGAGUUCUAGUGUAUAAUUUGUUAUCAAAAAUAAAAUUAGCAUAGAGAAUAUAUUCUAUGUAGAGAAUAUUUUUUUCUAAAUUACGAUAAAUUGAUCAUUAGUGAAUCCAAUUAGCAUGCAAUUAAUCAUCCAAUCACUAUAUCCUUUGCCAAAUAUGUUGCUUUGUAUUCGCCGACAAUUGCUUCUAAAUAAUAAUAAGUAGAUAAGUAGUGAAGCUUAAUUAUUAGUCAGAGAUCCGGAAAAAAAUACUCUCUAUUUAAGGAAGUACGCAGAUCCGGAAACUCAAUACGAAUCUUCCAGCCGUCCCUGAGCCACCUAAAUGUUGUUUGCGAUUAAAAACUGCUGAAUCAUUGGGUUGGGCAAAUUCGAACAUCGCCUGCAUUUUUUUUACACAAUCAAGUUGCCAUUAAACAACUUAGGAUACAUGAGUUCAAAGUUGAUUCAUUAAUUCCUACAAAUAUGAGCUUGAGGCUUGUAUACGUACGUGCACAAAAUAUUCGUGACUCAAUAUUUUUUCAAUUUUCCUUUUAGAAUUGCAAAGAGCUCAAUCUUCGUGGCCAAGUUUUCAUACUAUUCAAAACCUGGUGAAUCCAGCAUCAAUGAACAAUCACGUGGCAGACAACAGCUUAAUGUACAAUAAUCUACCGCAAAACCUCAUUCCCUCGCCAAAACAAACACCUCUACUUUCAGCUAUGAAUGGCGAUAACAUGUCUCCCCUAUUCCCACAAAUGUUCAGUUCUGAAACGCGAUACCCAAGCAGCUCGCAGUACCCGUAUCGCGUGAAUCCUUCGUCAUCUCCCGUGAGUACCGCGAAUGUGACGUCACCAUCCCUGGGUUUGUUCUCGACCAAUACGGGACUAGAUGUUAAUCAGAAUGUCGUGAAUGGAGGACUUACACAUAUGGCUAAUAAUAUGAACAUGUUAAAUAAUCAAGUGACAUCAUCAAUGGUAACCAAUGGAUUAUACACAACGACAACAACAGCGCUUAACGACCACGAUCUUCUAAAUCACGUGACAUCAACCACGCCCAAAGGCAUGUACCAAAACCCGUCCCAUACCUCUGCCAACGCGCUGUCUCUUACCCAAUCUACAGUAUAUUCAAAUAUUGGCAACACAUAUCCUCUGCUGAGACCAGCUUCGUCUCUUAUGAAUUCACCCCUUGGCCUACACGAUGUUGGCAGCGUGAAACUGCCAUCUGGAAACGGGGUUACUUAUACAGACCUGACUAAUUCAACUACGAACAUUAAUGGUUAUGCGUAUUCACCAAAGGAUGACGCUCAUAGUGAUCUAAGCAAAGUCUCAGAUGUUAUGAAUCAAAUUGAUGAUCUGAACCAUGCACGCAUCAAACUCGAAACCGAGGCUGUACGAAGUACAUCACCCAAAGUGUGGCGGCCAUAUUGACUAACCGACAACUGUUACGAGACAUUGAACUCCAUAAAUAACUGGACACUACGUUGUGCGUGAAUUAGACUAUAGAUUAAUGUAGUCGUUGUGCUCAAUGAUGUAUCUAGGAAUGAAAAGUCGCAGAUAUAAGAUUGUCUAUUCUCACAUGAAUUGAGACUUUCAUGAUCAUGUUGUCAGGCUGAUCGUCUUUAUCUCUGCAACUCUUCAUCCAUCCAUCAUUCCAGGUUCUUUAUAGAGAUCAAUGUCUUUUUGACAACAAAAGGAACAAUUAGAACACAUUAAAACGAUUUAAUUUAUCGCAAAUAUUUAUUUGUAAUAUAAUUUAUGUAAAUUAUGCCUUACUAUAUAAGAGUUUAAAGAGUUUUUAAAACAUGUAAUUAUAUGCAGUCCUUUGGACGAAAUGUGGAGACAUUAAUUAUAUAAAUUUGGUCGUCUUACGAAAAAGGCGACCUGUAGUAUAUUAUUGUAAAAAGAUAUCUAUACAAUAUUGCAUGCAUCAUCUCCAAAUGUAAAUGUUCUUUUACGAAACUCUUUGGAGUUAAAUGAUCUUUUAUUAAAUAGAUCUAAAAUUACUGGUUUGUGUGGAAAUAUUUUGGGCGAAAAUGUGGAACAUUUUAUGGGGAAGCACAGCCCAGAUUUGUAAUCGAACAGUAGGUUUUAAAUACUUUAUUUGUGCAUGUUUUUUAUGAAGAAUUGUGGCAUCAUGUAGCCUUGCAAAAUUUUAUAGCUUUCAUCCUUUUUGUGCAAAAAUCGGUGGGGGGGGGGGGGGGGGAAAUCUGAAGCUAAUUAGGACCGCGACUGGCCAGUGGCAGUGGUAAUUACCAUGGGAAGUUGGAGAUGAAGGCAGUUCGAAAUCCGAAGUGCCUUCAUCUUGAGCGUGCAAAAAAUAAAGUUUACAGUUCCUUUAGAAGACCAUUCUUGACAUAGCAAACCAUUUAAUUAUUCAGUUUAUUUUAGAUAUAUAUACAUAAUACAAUAAUAUUUAUAUCCCCAUUCAAAGUUGAUUAAAAAAUUUGGUCAUGCUAUGCAAAUUUUAAAUCAUCAUCAUUAAUUUCUUUCGAAAUUGAUUUUUUCACUGUCUAUGAACACGGAAAUAUUUGCAUGGCAUGACCAAAUUGUCGGGCUGGCUACGCCAAUGUCAGGUGGUCAACUGUAAUCGACAUUCACAAGAGCAAGUAAAUGAAACUUACUCAUUUCUAUCCAAUGGUCCUCAAAUGCAAGACUACUUAAUAUAGUGGGAAAAAAUAUAUACGAUUUUCUCACUGGCAAAAACUGUAAGUUUAUCACCAUCCACUGGUGCUUAGCGAAACCCAGCUAUAAUAUUGAAAGACAAUCAAACUUGAAACAACCAUCACAUAAAAUUUUAAAGGAAAACAAGUGUUCAAAACACUAUGACCAGCAUUCCGUUCAACUAUGCUAGGUUUUGUCGAGGAUACUCCUGUUGUCGAAGAAACUGUAGCGAUAGUCGUGCUCGUCGUUUUCCGUGCGCACGUUUUGAAUUUUUUCCGAGAAUUUGGCGCGUGGCUGGUGGGCAUUGGGACCGAGGAUGAAAAAUUUCGCAAAAUUUCGUCUCCAGGUUCCAGCGCGGUCGUGGCGGGAAUUUCGCCGAGUCGCGAAGUGGAAUUUUUAUUUUCGUUCAUGGUUGGAGUUUUCGUUGCUUUUGUUGGCGAAAUUGUGGUGGGUAACUUUAUCUUCUGGGCCAUCAUGUCGUUUGAAAGCAAAGGUAAGGGCUCAGUGGUCGUUGUUGUUUCUUCUUUUGGUGAUUCAAGAGUUGAGCAUUCCGAGGGUGACGACACUGCAAAAUAGAACACGCGAAUAUUGCAAAUUUUGUGCCUAUUUUGUGCGUUGUAUUUAUAGCAUAGAAUAGAAUAGUUUUGAAGUCUUAGUACAAAUAAAAAGUUACUUAAAGAGGCGGUGAAGUCCGUUACAUUUUGAAAACAUUAUAUUCAUAUUGAGAGUUUCAAAUUAGUAUAUUUAGAGUUUCAAAUUAGUAUAUUGAGAGUUUCAAAUUAGUAUAUUUAGAGUUUCAAAUUAGUAUAUUUAGAGUUUCAAAUUAGUAUAUUUAGAGUUUCAAUUUUGAACAAUGUCGAAACAACACGAAAUUUGGAUAUUGUUUUACAUCAGAGGAACCUCGCAUAGCCCAUGUGCAGAACAGACUUGACCUCAUCUUUAAUUUAGAGCACAGUGAAAUGCCUAUUUGAAAAUAUUACUCGUACACAACUACAAAUCCAGUGAAGCUACUAUUCGAUUUCAAACUGUUAUUAUUUGUCAAAGAAAAGUUCGUUUUCACAAAAUUCCACAUGCCAAAAUGUUGUUGCAAGAGUAUAAACACACAAAUUUGGCUAAUGUUGUAACUUCAUUCUUUUAAAUUGGAAUGAAUAUUUACAAUAGACAAAAUUGUUUAUAUACAAUGGACAACUAGCUUGCAUGUUAAACUAAAUUUUAAUCUAAGUAAAGAGAAGGGAAUCAAACAAAUAAACUUGGAAAAUAUAGCCUUGCAAAGUUACCAAAUUUUGUAUAUAUUUGUAUUACGUGCAGAAAUUGUUACCAUUUUUGGCUCAAAAAUGGUAACAAUUUCCGCACGCAAUACAAACAUACUGAAAAUAUGCAAACUUUGCAAAGCUAUAUUUUCUGUAUUUUACAACAUUUCGUAACCAAGUUCUUUGUAUGUUUGCAUGGCGAUAAAACAUAUAAUAGUUUUGUUUGCGGAAACAAAAAUUUAAUAAAUUAUUAAUUAAUAAUUAUUAUUAUUAUUAUUAAUAAUAAUAAUAAAUAAUUAUUAUAAAUAAUUAUUAUUUAAUAAUGAAUUUAAUUUAUUAAUUUUUUAUUUUUUAAAAUUUAACCCCCCUACCUGCUUUGGGUAUUGUCCAUACACUUCCCCCUCUGGACAGCAGAAAUUUUGUCAGUUGGGGAGGGGGGAGUGUGGAUCUUUUCUGGAACGAAGUAAUAUAUCAUUAUUUGUUAUAUAAAGUAUAAUGCUUUAUAGAGAUUUCGAGCACUGAUAAAAGUGAUAAUCUCACAUGUGAGAUUAUUCAUGAUAAUCUCACAUGUGAAAAUUAUCGCUUUUCAAUUAUCGCUUUUCUGUAAAAAAUAUUGCUUUUCAAAGACUGUCCUUUAUAUAAUAAACAGAAAAAUACAUGGGUGCUUGGAAAUACCAGAUUUAUUUCUCGUGUUGAACAUGAUAUAUCACUCGUUCGCUGCGCUCACUCAUGAUAUAUCAUGUUCAACACUCGAAAUAAGUCUGAUAUUUCCGCGCACCCAUGUAUUAUUCUCUAUUUAUAAAACGCAAUAAAAUACCCACCACAGUCAUAUGACAUCACAACAAACUUAAAUGCUCUCUCACAAUAUGGAGAAAUGUCUGUAUUCUUUUCGAAUAGUAUACAGUCUUUCGUUUCUCCAUUACAUUUCUCAAAGAUAUACUUUUUCACCAACUCCACACUGCAAUUGCUGUUUGGUGUUGCAUCUGGGACCUCAGGACACAUAUAACGUCCGCUUGUGCCAAUCUGAUCAAUACUCUUGAUACAAAUCAUGGCCUUUUCUCCUGUACAUGUCAUGUUAUUUAUGAAAUUGUCACAAGCCACAAAGUCUGCAAUAAAAAUAACGAUAACCACUCAUAAUUAUUGUAUAACAAGUCAAGAAGUUGAUUUCUAGAGUUGGAUGUUCAAAACGCUAUAAGUUAUAAUAUAACUGUAUGUGCUUAUAAGCUUGGAGAAAUUUGUAAUGUGAAAAUUUACCGAAAUUACUGGAAACAUUCUGUAAUUGCAACUCACGUACUUCAUUUGUGAAGAAAACCUUGGGUUGAUGACUAUAUAUAUAUAUAUAUAUAUAUAUAUAUAUAUAUAUAUAUAUAUAUAUAUAUAUAUAUAUAUAUAUAUAUAUAUAUAUAUAUAUAUAUAUAUAUAUAUAUAUAUAUAUAUAUAUAUAUAUAUAUAUAUAUAUAUCAUAAGCCAGGCAAAAAGUUUUCCAUUGCAAAAAUUAGUACGGAAAACUUGUCAACCAGUCUGGAAAAAAUUUCAAUUGAAAAAUGUUUCAAGGAAAACUCUUAUGCACGGGAUUUUAUGCCAACCGCUAUAUUUUAGUAUACAUGGUUGUGGAAAGAAAAACUGAUUGACUAUAGUCUAUACACCAAGUUGUCUGGAAAAGGUUUCCACUGAUUGGAAAACGCCGUCUGGGAAAACUUAUUCAGCCUGUAUCAUAAUUAGCCACACACCUUCUGCCUUGGCAGUAUCAAUACUGCUUAAGACCACCAAGACUUGAAUGACAACAUGUCCACUUGUACAAAACUGCGCUCUCAUCUUCAGCACUUGAGAACUUAAGCAAGAUUCCGAGCUGUGUGCUUAAAUUCGCAUCUGUUUCUUAAAUUAAAAGACAAACACUAAAAACGUUUAACGCGUUUUAAAGAGAUCGGAACGGCUGAUAAAUACGGAACCACUAGCUAAAUAAUAAAACAUUUUCAUGAGAUACUUUGGAAGAUAACUUGUUUUAACUAAAAACGCUUUUCUUAGAUGUUUAUAUUAUAUAUAUUCGAUGUUUUAAUGUUUUUUUUGUGACGUUAACGUUUUUUUGAACAAAGUUUUAAUUACACGCGUUUAUUUGUAAUUUGCAAAAAUUUCUAUCCACGUUUUUCAGACAUUGUUUAUUAAAAACAUUUAUCGCAUUAGGACGUUUGACUUUAUUAGUUUUUUUUGCGGUCACGAUCCGCACCGUCGCGUUGAUACUUAAAACUAAAAAGUUAUUUUUUUAUUGUCAAUUGAUUACGAAAGAUAAUUUCUUUACGUCAGUGUAUAGAAAGGGCUUGGCAUGUGGCAUGAAUUUGUUAGGAUGAAAAAUAUAGUCGUAAUAUAAUCAUAGUAAUAAAGGUGGUUUACACAUACUUUUAUAUAAAACUUGUAAUCGGAAAAAACUCCAAAAAACUCCAAAAAACUCCUUCAGUUUAACAACACUGUGUGAACAUCAUAGAAUUUUAAAUGUGAAUGUUGUCAUUGAUAGUUUACAAAACAUUUUGCAGUUAAAGAAAACCACUUGGCACUUUGCCUUUGGAACAGCAAUAGAUCCUUACGCUUACCGUUUAUUCACUUUUCACCCAAUGGCCUCGUUUUCGUGUCAAAUACUUAUUCAUGUUUUGUGCUUAGUAGGUUUGAAAAUUACUUUGUUAUUGAGCCUAAGAACAGCAAGAAACAAAUUCGUCCAGGAAAACAUGGGAAUAUAAUCUUUAUCUGCACCUGACAUGCUAAAAUAAGUUAACAUGGAAACGAGGCUAUUGUGUAAGAGAGAAUAAUAGGUAAGGUCUAUUGACUAUUGUUUUGGUGUCUUAAGGUUUGCAUAAAUAGUUUUGUCUGGCAUCGCUGAAAAUUUCACAGAGUUGAAUGAAUUCCAAGACUUAUUCUCUCACUGUUUUUGGUGACAGAAUAUAGUGAGCUCAAGCAAGCCAAGUCACAAGUGUUUGUCAACACGGAUUUAAAAUUGGUAUAGAUGAACCAGGUGGAAAUCGUAAUCUUAAGAUAAAUAUUAAUGCCCAGCAUAAAAUACAUAAAAGAGCCAUAACAAAAAUGUAGUUUAAAAUAUUUAUUAGAAAGCUAACGUUUCGUCUUUAACUUAAGACAUCUUCAGAGCAAUGACAUACAAAGCGGAAAACACAGAAAUAUGAAUAAAUUACAACUAUUUACAAGAUAUUAUAUUACAAAAGUAGAAAGAGGAAUGGAUCAGAGUAGAAGUAUAGAGGGACCGAACUGCCUUGUAAGUUGAGAGAGGGUUUGAGUUUGUUAAUGAGAAGACUUUCUCGAAUGAGGAGUUCGUCUGGAGAAGAGCAACAAGAAAUAAUCUUAAAAUCAUUAAGGGACUGGUCAUAAAGUAACUGCUAGGGUGGGCUGGAGGUAAAUCACAAAUUUUGCCAAUAAGUUUGGUGACCCAUCUUAGGAUGUAGAUAAAAAUUUCAAAGUCCAUCUAAUCUUGCCAAAUUUAUUUCAUGACCCACCCACCCAAUCUACAGUAAAUAGGGAAAAUACAAUUUUAUGACAAAAAAACUUGCAGGUAUGAACAUUGUAAAUAUACACCGGCACUGUAUUGACAUACAUAAUUCCACCUAGCUUGACCAACACAUUCAUCACCAAUUACGAUACUGAGCUGCUCUCCAGUUGGUUGUAUUUGCUGUGAUUCGACCACUUCUUGUUGUUGUAUAAAACAAAGUACUGGCUUCAAUAGCAUCAUUUGCAUUUGAUAAUUUGACAUACCAAAAAAUUGGCGGUCCAUCGAAACUGCCCAAAGAUUUUCCAUGACCCAUCCCAAAUCACUCCAGCCCACCCUAGCAGUUACUUUAUGACCGUCCCUAAGAGAGGCGGAGUGACCAGUGCUAUCAAGAUGGGAAGGAUAUUAGACAUGGUCGGAUUGCUGCUUUUACUGCCUGUUAAACUACAUUUUUGUCAUGGCUCUUUUACCUAUUUUAUGCUGGGCAUUAAUAUUUAUCUUAAGAUUAAAAUUGGUAUAUCUAAUUUUGGCUGCGUUUUAUAUCAUAGCGCUCUGUAAGAAAGGAAAAAAACUUUUAUAAUCUUGAAUUUUGUCAGAUGUGUUGAAGACUACCACAAACUGAUACAAACACAGUGUUUAAUCCAGUCCCCCCCCCGGCAAUCUGACGAGCAACAAAAUUACUGCAACUUGCAACAAAAUCUGAUUUCAAUGCAUGUUAAUUGAAAAUGUUUACAUAUCAAUUACAAAUCACGAGGCAAGAUGUGUCGACAUUUCUACCUAACAUGCGUUGAAAUCAGAUUUUGUUGCAAGUUGCAGCAAUUUUAUUGCUCGUGUUACUCCAGCUUAAGGCUCGUUUAAACUUUAGGUGCGAUUUUCGUCUUCUGAUGGAUGUGAACGAGUGGAUAAGUUAUGAAUGUUCAGAUGAGGGUACAUGUACUCAGAACAUUCAUAACUCAUCUGCUCGUUCACAUCCAUCAGAAGGAGAAUAUCGCACUAGAAUUUGCAGCGAAAAUUGCAAGUGUAAACGGGACUUUAAAGCUCGCUGCUAACACGUUUGGAGUUGAUUGAACGCCAUGCAUGAAAUUUACAGUGAUGUUAGGCGGAUAUUCUGGGGAUGCGGUGGGUGAAUCUGCUGAAAAAGUAAAAUUUUAGUUAUUAAUGACUUUUUUAUGUAUAAUUUGUGCUCAACGACUGUAAAUGGAUAUUGCCCUCUUGUAAAUCUGCACGCCCUCUGUCUGACGAACCUGGAUCCGACCCUGAUCUUGUGGAAGCACUUACUACUUGAAACUAAUCACGCGGACAACGCCAUGGCAACAUUAUUAGUGUCCAUGGAAACGGCAACAUUAUUAGUGUCAUGUAUGGCAACAUUAUUAGUGUCCUUGACAGCAUUAUCAGUGUCCAUGGCAACGAUAUUGGUGUCCUUGACAACGUAGUCAUGACGAGAAACAUCCCGACAUCAGUCCUCGCAUAACAUAAGAUCUGGUCGCCAAGGUCUCCCCAAAUCAGGUCUCUCUACAUCAAUUUGUUACUAAUGCCUGUAUUCUAAAAGCUCACUCACACUCAAAGAGUCGAGGUUCAAUCUGAGCUUCUCUUGGGCUUCACUUGAGGGUGAAUAAUCACAUAGUAAGGUACGACACUAACUCUUCAGCUAUUCAAAAACAGCACUGACACUCAAGGGAAGCUUAGAUUGAACCUCCACUCUUUGAGUGUGAGUGAGCUGUUAGAAUACAGGCGUAAGUGUUCUCUUUGUGUAUAUACUUAUAGAUAACAUAAAAAACAAGUUUUUCUUGGCAUCUCACUCGAUUGAAUACUAAUAUAGUUGGAGGGUUUUGUGGAUGGAAAUUAUCAAGUGGAAACUCUAUAUACAUUUAUUAUUUAUUUAUUUAUUAAACUUUGCCAACACAAAACGUGCACACAAACAUGACAUCAUAACGGCAGAACAUGCACGUCACUGAAUCUAUAACAACGAAUGGCAGGAACACCACAACAGUAUAACCAAUUACUGUGGGCCCUGGUUAACAAUAUAACAAACUAUAACAUCGAAAUCUAUCAGUAAACACGAAGCUCUAGGAAGAUGUUCUGGUAGAUUAUGACAAUGAGAAAAGACGUAAUUGGCUUACAUAAACAAAAGGAACAUUGUUCUUGCUUCGUUCUUUAGAAAAUCCAUUCUAUAGCUUGUUCUUUUGUCAUUGUCAUAAUCAACCAAUCACAGAACAUCUUCCUAGAGCUUCGUGCCGACCCAAAUCUAUGAACAGUAUAAAUAGAAUAAAGAAUGUCGUAUAUUAGACUGAUAUAGAAUUUCCACUUGAUAAUUCCCAUCUACAGAACCCUCCAAUAUAAAAACAAUUGUUUACACCCAUUUUCAAAAUUACGCGACCUCCCUGAAAAAUACUCUUACUUCAAAUGUCAGUUUUAUGUCACAAAAACUGCUAAAAAUAGCAAACGUAAACAAACUGGCAAAAGACAUUUUAAAUCGUAUUUAAUACCAAAACUGAACAAAAAUGAGCUAGAUAACUUAGAUAUACAAACUAAAGCACUAUACAAACCAUCACAACAGAAAUAUGUGCCGUGAAUAACUUUUAAAGUUUGAAAAAUAACAAUUUAUCCUCGAAUUUAGCUGUCCGUAUAAAACACGCGCGCUAGACUAUAACGAUAUGUUAUGAUUUUGUGCUUAAAUUUUGCAAUAAUUCUCACUAAAAUAUCUUGAAAAUCAUUGUAAGCAUCUUUAUAUAAAGCAUAUAAAGCAUAUACAUCGACAAGGAACCGCAAACUCGAAGUUUAAACUUCGUGACCGAAUGACAUAAAACUGACAUGUCAACUCUAGCAUUUUCGUCCUUGGUCGCGUAAUUUUGAAAACGGGUGUAAUAUGGUUUAAAUAAAACGUUUGGUCACUGAGGUAUUUUAGCGCUUUAUAAGUUUUUAUCUUUGGCAAAUAUCCGGCAUGGUCGUCGAUGAGAUGAAGAAUUUGGUCGCAAUAGGUGUUCAAGACUUACACAUAGGGAAACACUUGGUGGUCAACUUUACAUAAGGCAUAUUACUUACUUUACUUAAGGCAUAUUGCCGCUUUAUGCCUUGUAUAAGCAAGUAAAUUUCGUUAAAUUGCAUAUAUUUAGUACCAAACACAAGAUCAAUACUUGUAAUGAAUAUUUAACUCUAUCCGAUAAAUGUGUUUCCAUUUCGAGUUGAUCACCGAGCUCUAAACCUAUCACGUGACCGAAACCCAGCUAUUGCUCAUUUCAACCGCUGAACAAGAAUACAGUUAAAAUAUACUCUUACAUAUAUCAUUUAAUUUGACCAUUCUACAUUUUUCAAAAUUUGACCAUUCUACAUUUUUCAAUAGUUAGUAUUCUGCCGCUACAUGUACAUUUAAGUGUUAAUUAUUUCUGUAUACAAGUUAAUACAGGAUAUAUUGUAUAAAAUAAGCAACUAAAAGUCUAAAAACUUCUGUUUUAUUUUAAGUAAGAGACUCGGAGCUUGAAAAAUUGCUUAUAGUGUUCAUGCGAUAUCUUUUUUUAUCGUUUUUGAACGGUAGAGUAGACCCUCUCAGAAGGACGUCACUUUGGCUACAGAGCCUCGUUUUCGCGAUUCAGAAGCUUGCAUUUAACUGAUCUCGCAUACGUAAAAACGAGGCUCCAUAGCCAAAUUGCGCACUUUCCAGGAAAGUGUAAUUUUUUCAAGCUCCGAGUCUCUGAAUGGACCAUUCCCCAAUUAACCAAAAUUUUGAUCUCAACAAGUCUAUAGACAAACUUCCAUCACAGCUUGAAAGAGCAUCACAAAAUUAGUAAUAUUCCAAAGGUUCAUUGCAAAAUGUUGUAAAAUGCGGAUAAUAUAUAUAGCCUUGCGAAGUUUGUAAUUUUUAGUCGUUUUAGAUUACGCAUAGAAGUGGUAACCAUUUCCAGUUUGUAAUCUAAAAUGACUGAAAAUUACAAACUUCGCAAGGCUAUAAUAUCCACAUUUUACAACAUUUUGCAACGAAACUUUGGAAUAUUACUAAUUUUGUGAUGCUCUUUCAAGCUGUGAUGAAAUUUUUGUCUAGACUUGUUGAGUUCAAAAUUUUGGUUAAAUUAAUUGGGGAAUGGUCUCGCAUUAUAUAGCCCGAUUCUCACAAUUCACCCUUUAGAUCCCUAUUAUGUGUUCAAAGUUCUACAUUCUACAAGAUUGCCAUAUAUAUAUAAAUCAUUUUAUUGCUGUAAUCUCAGGAAUAUAAGCUACAAAAAGUUCCUAAAACAAGUAAUAUGAAAAGUCCCACAGGUUUGACGGAGGUCGAUGAAUCAUGCUGUACUUGAAACAAUAUACCGGUACUUGUUCUUGCUUUCUCGUGUUGCAGAAUAUUUAUUGUUUCCUUUUUAGAUGCUUCUACUACGUUUGGUCGUUGUGUUUUAUCAUCAUCAGGUUCUUUAAUUGUCACUGUCACAAAACGGAACUGUUAUGAAAUUAGUCAGAACAGGUAUUUAUGUUAUUAUGUAUAUAUUAUACAAAUAAUGAAUGUUUUAUGAGUGCAAUGGUAUAAAGAAUAUUUUCAUGAGGUGAAAGAUGGAAUGUUCCAUAAUUAUUUCAAUCAACGCAUGCGUCCAAGAACAAAAAAAUUUCAAAAAAUUUUGGAUAGGUCAUACUCUAUUAAUACUAACAUACAUUUUGAAACGUUUCUGAAGGAAGUGGACGAUACUGAUUCUUUCUGUUAGGGGUAGGGUGGGGGUGAGAUUAUUGAAAAUUGGAGGGGUUCCUUGCCUCUUCUACCCCCUCCGCUCCCUAUGAAAAAUGAACUUACGACAUUCAAUAUGCAUGAUCAAAUACUUCUUCACGUUUUGCGGACAUUUCUCCACUUCUCCCAAGUUAGUAGUGUUGAUAGUUAAGGGAGCACACUUCUGUUUUCCAUCACAAAGUGGGCUGAUUAUGUCAUGGACGUCUUUCAUGCGACAGAUACGAGUGCUGUUUUCAUCCUUCACAUCAGGCUGGCACAUUAUGUCUUGAUCUCUUCCAUACUUGGCGGAAUCUACUCGGAUGCCAUGGUUAUCUUUGCAUUUUGCCAAUUGCGAAAUGUCAUAUCCAUCGCAGAACACUAGCGGUGGUUCACUUGCAUCUAGGGAAGAGAUAGUUUUCAGGUAGUGGCAUCCCUAUCAAUCCGAAGAUUUCUUCGUAUUUAAGCGGGCUUAAACAACCUUUGUUGUUAUAUACUGGCUCUACUGUUUCCAAACUUUUCUCUUCAUGUACAGUAUAGAUAGGUCUAGUAUAUUGUAAAACUGUCUGUACCAGUGUUGGUAGUACCAAUGUGAAAAUGCUGUGCUGAGUGGUUAUAUUACUACCUUAAAAAAUAAGCAUAAACUCGACGUUUCGAGCGAAGGCCCUUCGUCAAGAGUUAGUAGCUAGUAUAUUGGUCAAUCUUUUUAUUAUCUGCGCUAUGAGGUUAUGUUUCCAUCCGCAUUUGUCAGAUGUAUGUUUGUGUGUUUGUCAGUACGAAUAUCAAACGUAUUUUUUAAGAGGAGACUUUUUUGUACGUUACGUAACACGCGCUCAAAACUAAUAAAUGAGUGCAAAGGCUGAUUUCCACUGUUGCGUUUUUCAUACGUACGCAUAUAUAGGAGGUACGCACGUAAAACUUUAAAUCCGUUUAAAUGUUACUUAUUAAAUAAUCAAAUAAAUAAAACAACAGAAUUUAGUGUUCCUCAAAUCUUAGUAUAGUAACUUAUUUGUAAAAUAUUUAAAAAAUAGAAGGAUUCAAAGUUUUACGUGCAUGUACGUGCGUACGAAAAACGCAACAGUGGAAGUCAGCCUUUAUAUACCACUUGCUGUUAUGACUAUACAAUCAUCCAAAAUUUUUAUUUUUCGAUACGUUUCUCAAUCGGCAAACAAACUAUAAAAAGUAUGUUUAGUCCUUUUAUCUGUAAAAUAAUGCCAAAAUGAAGAGAUUUUAGAUGAUACGAGAAAAUUAUGUCUGGAGUUCAUCUAGUUUGGCUUAUAUUGCUGUAAAUAUGGCGUCACUUUUAAAACGUCAUUGAUAUAUAAUUGUAUUUUAAUUGACAAUUUUUUGCUAUCAUUUUAUGUUUCUCAACUGGCAAAUGCAUUCAAAAAGGUUGCUAACCGUAUAAACUAGAGAAUAAAGCUAAAACGAAGCAAUUUUGAGAGGAACGACCAAAAGAUUUUCGGUCUUGAACGCUUUGCAUCGCAAAUACGUGACAUAGAAAAAAAGCCUCUUAAUACCAAAAUUUGUGUGACUAAUGGACAUUGCCCAAGGACAAAGUGAUUAAAUUUUGGUUAACUUCGGUUGAAAAUUGGGUGAAAAAUUAGCAACAGUUUGUCAUUGGGCAGACUAAGCGGAAUGCGUAAUUAGCGCAUUGUGUAAUUUAUGCAUGAUACAGAAGUACAUAACUUAAUUCACUGACGGAGUCUGCAAGCGUUCUCUAGUUGAUCCUGUGUUACAACAGAAUGAAACAAUCUGAACUAUAAACAGCAUAAUCAUAUAUAGACUGGAUCUGUUCUAAACUAUUCUAACCAGAGGUCUAGUUAUGGUCAUUCUUUAUUGGAUCUAUUGAACUCUUUUGUUCAUGACUUCGUGGAAGAUCUAUCCUCAAAACCUUUAUUUAUACUAGAUUGCUCUAUAUAUUAGUUCUAAACUGUUCUCUUUGCAGUCCUAGAACCAAUAAGGCCAUCCUUUCUUGGUAAUUGGCAUUGUAUAACACUGUCGCGCAAGUUUUCAUCAAUUUGUUAACGCCCCUGCUUGCAGCUAUGCAAAGUUUUCAUUCGGCUGAAAUUCCGAAACAGAUGUGCCGAAACAAACCUUAACAUCAGAGGCAUCUCUUUGAUUUUCCGUUCCGGCCAUUCUUUAGUCGUGGGGUAUUAAAAUCACGAAACAUAAGCUAUCGAUAACACUAAGCAAAACAUGCGAUAUCUAUAAGUCCAUUAAAAGAUAACUAAAUCAACCGCGAAUAACCUCGUUGGAGUAUAAAAGUUUUAGUCUUUCACAAAACCUAAGGGAAAUUUCGUAAUUCUGUGAAGAUUAUUACCAAAAAUGCCAUCCAGUUACCUGUGGAAAAAACCAGAAGAGAAAAUACGAUGACAGCUACGCCGAAUCGUGCCAUGUUGAACCAGAGGGAAGCUUACUUGUCUUUGGCUUGUAUAACCAAGUGAAUAUCCUCUUUGUUGUGUUGACCAGCUUGUAUGAUGCGUGAACCGCAACAUCUGUCAAUUAUUUAUCGAUGGGCAGCCAUCCUGUCGUUCUAUACACUUGAUAUGCUAUUGUGUUAAACCAGAAUCUCCAGUUUACCCCGUUAUUAGACACGGUUUGGUCGGAAUCAAAUCAGCUUGGAAUCAAAUCGCGGUCAUUUUUGAGUGCUCUGUUGUCGCAAACAUGAUCUUUCCUGACUGAAUUUAUCAUCACCUUCCACCACACUUUUUCAUGUUUCACCUUAUGAGAAAAUUUUUUGACUACAAUAAAGAACGCAAUAAUUUGUUCCCUUUUUAUAUGAAUUUUGCCACCAUAUUACUGUAAAUUAAAAAGCAUUUCAUGCUAGUAUAUUUAGAACGAUUCUUUUUUUUAAAUUUUGUAUAAAUUUUUUUGUAUUAAUUUUUAAUUUUUAAUCAUAGUUUCAUUUCCAAAUGAAGUUAUCCUGUUUGGACAACUAUAAUGAAUCUUCUUGAAACACUGUUUAAGACUAAAAUUAGAAAAAAAGUAUUAAAGGAUAUUUCUCCAUUAAAUUUUUUAUAGGUUUAGUGUUAUUAGACCAAAUAAGUAAUUAAUUUUUAAUAGAAUAAUGAGGGUCUCAUUUCGAAAUUUUCCUGCUAAGUAAUUGCAAUAAACUCUGCACUGUUAAACUGUUAACCUUUAUAUAGUAAAAGACUGUGAUUUGCGAAAAUCCUGCAAGAAAAGCAUGCAGGCAUAUUUCAUGUAUGCGUCAGCCAUUAGGCUAUGUUUGUCCAUCGCGCUCUGCCGGCUCCUAUGUAAACUACAGUACAUAUGCCGGUUUCUUUGUCUAUUGAAUGCUUUUAUAAUAAAUAGUUUUUAAGACAGCUUUUUGUAAGGCAGAUGGUCUAUAGAGGUUAUUAUUCAAGAAGAAGUGAUGCAAGAAAAAAAGUUGACGCUUUCUCUCUUGUUCUGUCAUUUAACUUGUCAGUGAGCCUGCUCUGGUCAGCCGUAUCUUAUUGUAGAAUCGUCUGACAUAUGACCCGAUUACUCCGUCUAAUGCCAGACUCUUUUAAUUCUCUGUGGAAACUUUUUCGGGCAAGACGUUUUGAGACUGAUUUCAUCAUUUCAACACCUAUGACCAAACGAACUUUUAUUUUAAACAAAUUCUUCUUGGCGAGAUAUUUUCCUUUGAUCUUGGAUUUCUAUCUCACCACAUACGCCGUAACAUCAAAUAUUCAAAAGUCUAAAAUUGUGUGGUUUUCAUUCCGUCACCGCAAGUCAUUUACUCACUUGAAGUUUUUAAAUAAAUCACAAGUUUGCAUGAAAACAGACGAGAUUAGUCCCAGGGUAUAUUUAGGAUAUUUUAUUGCCUGUCGUAUAUCACACUUUCCUCUAUUAAAUCUCACUUUCAUUAAUAUGUCAUGAGGAAAUUAUCCAACUCAGGUCUAGGUGAAGUUUUGAAAGAAGUUCAAAUUCAGUACUAACUCCACAACGCUUUGAACAAAUUUAUAGUCCUGAGUAAUUAGACUAGGAUAGGAGAAUCAAAAUCCAGUCUAGAACUUGAUUAAACUUUAUCCAGUCUUAGAACUUGGUCGAAUUCCAUCCAGUCCUAGGACUUCAUCAUAGCUUGAUUUAUUCCUAGGACUUGAUCAAACUUCAUCCAGUCCUAGGACUUGAUCAAACUUCAUCCAGUCCUAAGACUUGAUCAAACUUCAUCCAGUCCUAAGUUGAUCAAACUUCAUCCAGUCCUAAGACUUGAUCAAACUUCAUCCAGUCCUAAGACUUGAUCAAACUUCAGGACUUGAUCAAACUUCAUCCAGACCUAAGACUUGAUCAAACUUCAUCCAGUCCUAAGACUUGAUCAAACUUCAUCCAGUCCUAGGACUUGAUCAAACUUCAUCCAGUCCUAAGACUUGAUCAAACUUCAUCCAGACCUAAGACUUGAACAAACUUCGUCCAGUCCUAAGACUUGAUCAAACUUCAUCUAGUCCUAAAGGCCAUAUUACACGGUACAAUUUUUCUUGCAACUUGCAAUGCAAUUCUACUCUUGAGAGUUGUUAAUUAGUGAAAUCAGUGAAGAAUUUUCGAUAUGUUGAGAAAACAUCAGCGGAGUGUAAUGAAGACUCGUAUUUGGCAAUUUUACAUUUCUCAAGAGUAGAAUUGCAUUGCAAGUUGCAAGAAAAAUUGCACCGUGUAACAUGGCCUUAAGACUUGAUCAAACUUCAUCCAGUCCUAGGACUUGAUCAAACUUCAUCCAGUCCUAGGACUUGAUCAAACUUCAUCCAGACCUAAGACUUGAUCAGACUUCAUCCAGUCCUAAGACUUGAUCAAAUUUUAUCCAGUCCUAAGACUUGAUCAAACUUCAUCCAGACCUAAGACUUGAUCAAACUUCAUCCAGUCCUAAGACUUGAUCAGACUUAUCAAGUCCUAGGACUUGAUCAAAACUCCACCAACUCUAAUGACUUAAUCAAACUUCAUCCAAUCCUAGGAUUUGAUCAAACUUCAUCUAGUCCUGGGACUUAGUCAAUCAGUCCUAAGACUUGACCAAAAAAUCUAACACUAUCAUAUUUUUACAUUGUUUGUAUAUAUAGAUAUGUAUAUAUAAUUUCAUAAUAUUUAUUAUUCUGACGAUUUAAAGUGGACCUUUCUUGUUGCCGUUCUCGAAGGAUUUUUAUCUAAAUUAUUCUCGUCCUUAGUCUUCGCCUCUCGAUAACCGCUCACACACAUGUGUGGUAGGGGUGAAAUAGGGAUUAAUGGGGGUGGAGGGGGAGGCAGUGGGGGUAAAUCAUCAUCACUCAGCUGUUUUUGAAGUUUAUGUUCGGUUUUCCUGCCAGAAUUGUGUGAGUUAGUUAUAUCUGCAGGAUAUUCAACUAGAGGUGACGUAUUGUUGCUAUAGUAACCAGAACUUGCCCUGCUGUCCGUAGGUGAUUUUUUAGAUAGUCUUUUGGGUACGUUUUGUGCUUGGCCAUUUUGAGCUUGGCUUUGGGUUUUAUUGUCGACUAGGACUUUAGGCCAAAGACUUGGACUAUUUUUGUUCUUUACAAAAGGUGGUGGUUUAUUUUGGUGUUGGAUAAUUGUGGGGUUGUGUGAAGGGGAGUUUUGUGAGGUUGGGGUAGGGUUGUGUGAUGCGGUGUUGUAUGUAUUGUGUAAGGGUGUUGUCUUUGCGGGACUAGAAGAGUCGAGACUCAGACUUCGUAGUGGUCUUGAACGAACUUUAAGCCUGGUUACUGCGCGAGGUGAUCCUUGAAGAUCUAAAAGAAAACAAGAUAACAAUUUGUUAAUAACAUCGCUUUUGAAGAGUAUUUGUCAGCUUUUAAUUGAUUUGAAUACAGGUUUUAUACAUGAACGUGCGGGUUAGAGCACGACAACUGAACUCAGUUGGUUCGAGCACUGCACCGGAAUCGCAGGGUCGCAGGUUCAAUUCCUGCCAGGGACCUAUACUUGCAUUUUUCACAACUGUUCCUGGUUAGAUCUAAAUAAAUGUAUAAAAUUCCAUCUACAAAAUCCUUCAACUCUGGUGAACCAUUCACGUUUAACUAACCUCACGCUUACUGGCUGAGCUAAUUGAAACCUUCAAAUUUAGAAACAUCGUGGGUUCCUUGUGAGGAUCAUGCUUAGAGGAAAACGAAGAUAACUGGUUACUAAUGGGUUGUUGCUUUCUUGCUUGUGAGUUAAAUAUACAGCACAAGUGGACACGAAUGCUGUGCAUAGCUUGUGAGACGUGAUGAUUUCGACAGUUGUAAAAAAUUAUUCAUAAGAGGUGAUUUUACAGAGAAAAUCGAGGAAAAAUGUAUGCAAAUCGGGAUAAUUUUGAACACGUGGAUACAACACCUCAUUAAACAUUGAUUUCGUUUGGAUUUUCUUCAUGAAUUAAUAGAGGUUCAGAUUUGACUUCCACAACCGCUACCAUCAAGGGACUAUCUGCCAAUCAGAUGCGUUUCAUAUAUUCGAUUAACCAAUCAGAUGCAUUUCAUAUAUUCGAUUAACCAAUCAGAUGCGUUACAUAUAUUCGAUUAACCAAUCAGAUGAGGACUAAGCCAGUGAGUGGUAGUGGAAAUCAAAUCUGAACCUCUAUAUUAAUGAGUUUAGUUUAAUAACCAUUACAAGAACCUACCGUGUUUGUCUUGCUGAUUGAACUCCUCACUAAAAAGACAGGGUGACGAAAGAGCUGUAAUAGAUAAGUUUUGCGUUGGACAUGCAUCGUCGCUGUAUAUGCCGAACUUUGACAGUAGCUUAUUGGAGGGAUUCCUAUAAUCAUUGGUCGACGAGCUUGGUUUUUCUUCGCUCAUGUGGUUACCAUUAUCUUCAGCAACUUCCGGUUUUGUUGUGGUACUCGCUUCAGGUGAUGUGUUACUCACUUCCGGUUUCUUUGUUCUUGUUGGUUCCGUGUGGAAGAUUUUCGGAUCGGGGACUGGGUGUGAGGGGAUUCCGACUGGUAUUGAAGUUAUGAAGUUCGCAUCAGAUUCGCCAACACUUCGUCUCUUGUUCGUGGGUACUCGUGAGGGAUCGAUGUUACUCGUGGAUUGUCCUGGGUUGGUGUCUGGUUGUUGGUUGUUGUUGAUGGUGUUGUUGUUGAUGUUGUCGCUAUUCCGUUGGCUACCACUAUCACUGUUACUGCUGUUUCUGUUACUGCUACCGUUACUAUCAGUGUUUAUAUCAUCACGAUGGUCUAUGUCAUCAUUUUCUGCAGCUGCACCCAAAUUCCAAGGUUCAGACCUACUUAGCCCUUCUCUCUCAUCCUGACCAGUGUCUAGCUCUGCCUCGCCACCUUGAGUUGUUAAACUCAUAUACUUCUCUUGCCAACCUCGCCAUAAUGGAUUAAUAUACAACGAUGUGUCUGCUUUCAACAGAUCCGACCACGAGCCCAUUCCUGGAAAACUUUUGCCUACAGGCCUGCCUGUACCUCUCUUUGCUUUUAAUUUUUCCACAGCGGCUUGACGUCUUUCUAAAUCGGGUGACUCUGGGAACUGCGAGCUUGUGUGAAUGGUAGGACUUUGUACUUCGUCCUCCUCUGAUUCCAGUUGACUCAGACUAAAGAGUUUCUUGUGUCUCGGGUUUCCCCUUAUUCCCAAGAUGAGGAAUGUUAUGGUGAUUAUGAAUAAGCCAAGGAGAAUACCAAUAAAGCACCACAUUAAUGCCAUCGGCGGGUCUUCAUUGGCGGCCUCUGAAAAAGAAACAACAUGUUUUUCAUUUAGUCCACUGAAGAUACGAACCUCGUGUCGUUCACAUCUGUGACUGCGGUUCGAUUCCAGCAAUAGGCUGUUGUCUCAUUAUAAACAAGCUUUCAUUGGUAGGAAUGCAACUACCUGAAAAAUAUAAGGAGAAUUUCGACGUUUCGAGCGAAGGCUCUUCGUCUGGAGGGUCUUCACUUGAAGGGCCUUCCUCCUCAUCUUGAAGGCCUUCGCUCGAAAAACGUCGAAAUUCUCCUUAUAUAUUUUUCAGGUAGUUGUAUCCCUACCAACGAAAGCUUGUUUAUAUUAUUGGCAGGCACCCUGGCAUAGAUAGUUCAAGAUGUAGUCAGUCUGAUUAUAAUUUCGCCACAGUUACACCUACGGGGAGUCGUUCCAAUUUGAUUCUACCGAACACAGGACAUCUAGGGUGAGCAAACUAUAGGUUUCCUCCUGUAGUAACACUCGACCAGUUAGGAUCCGACAUUGCUGAAACUCUGCGGAGAAUAGUUAAGGCAAGCUGAUAGAGCUAGCCUGCGUAGCUGGCAGGUUUAAAGGGUUGGGGUCGAGGCUCGCCUCCCUAAAUUUUCGCUGUCCGCGCCUCAACCCUUACGCAGGCUAUGAUAGAGAUGUCUUAGUACAUACAAUAAAAGUUAGGUUAUGUUUCUUCCUUUAGAAACACUGGACCCCUAAGGGACAGCCCUUACUGGGCAUUUGGGAAGAAAAGUUUAGAACUGAUAGAGCUGUCUAGUAUAAUAAUGUACUGUAAAUAGAGUUAGUUUAGGUUUCUACCAUUAGCUGGAUAUCCAGCAAGAACAGUUUAGAACUGAUAGAGCUGUCUAGUGUAUGUACUGUAAAUAGAGUUAGCCGUUUACGUUUCUACCAUUAGCUGGAUAUCCGUAGUAUAUGUACUGUAAAUAGAGUUAGUUUAAGUUUCUACCAUUAGCUGGAUAUCCAGGAAGAACAGUUUAGAACUGAUAGAGCUGUCUAGAGUAUGUACUGUAAAUAGAGUUAGUUUGCUAACCAUUGUAGGCAACGAAUAGUUCCAGCAACAGAAAGAAUGCUUUAUUUCUUCCACGUCUGUGUUGUGGUAGUAACGUACUAUUCUUUGAACUGUUCACCGAGAUAGUCGCUGUGAUCGCAAGACUCUGAGUUGAGACAGUCGUGGUUGGUUUGAUCGUCAUCUUGAUUGGUAUAUAUGUUGAGUUUGUGACAUUUUGCGACAUUGAUUGACCAAUGGUAGUGAGAAUUGGUGUGGGGUGUAUGAUGGUGUAAGUGGAAGAUGUUAUGUUAGUCCUGUUUAUGCAUGAUGAUAAUGUUGACCUCGGAUUUCUCGUGAUUCUUCGUCGACAGUCUGUAGAAGACAAAACAGAUACCAAAGUUAUCACGAUAAUAUUUCACGGUUUAAAAAUGGAUAACAUUCACCUGCAAUCGCUGUUGGCUCGAUCAGGGGCGUAGCCUUCCCCCUAAGGAGUGAGGAGGGGGUCUAAUCCGAUACACAGAACAACUAGGGAGUAUGGCCGUGUAGGGGUAUGGUCCCCCAGUGAAAACAUUUCUAGGGUCUCCGAAACACUAUUUCAUGCAUUUUAGACAUGUAUUAUGAUCGAAAACUUUAUUUAAACAAACCAAACACAAACUUUAUGAAAAAUAGCUUUUCAUACCGCGGAGCUGUAUCCUGGAAUAGUCUUCCAGCUGAAAUUGUCGAUGUAUACGACCAACUUUCCUUGUAUUUUUUUAAAACUUUAAUAAAUCAUCACUACAAGGACUUGGAGGGAAAUACAUCGACAACUUAAUUAACAUAAUUCUCUUUUGUAAGAAUUGUUGUGAAUAGUAGUGGCUUUUGUAUAUAUGUAUUCACAAAUGCCCCCUUGAAAAUCAGUUUUUCUUUACCGCUGAAGGGCUCCCUUUUUCAAAUAAUUUUAAAUAAUAAUAAUCUGAAGGCCACAGAUUUGGUAUAUUUUAUGUCAUAGAUGAAAGCAUUACGAGGUUCUUGUUUUCGGGCAUCUUGUAUAAUUUGCAGUGAUGAUGAAAAUCUAAUUGUUUUUCCGCUGAAAUAAAAUCUUUUCUUUUUCUUGUAGAUUUGGUUCAUUUGUGGAGGGGAAUCAUGGAGACAUACAAACAAGCGUAUAUUAACAUCACACGGUGUUGGUAAGUUUUAAAAUCUCCUUACUUGUAUAAUUCUAGUAGGAUAGUUUCGGAAUGCCUUGUUACUGAAGUACUGUAGGGUAUACUGGAUUUAUUAGAUUCAUCCAGUAUACACGACUUACAUAUUCAUACUUCGAUCCUCCCCCCCCCCCCCUUUCCUUAAGGGAAGAAGACAAGAAAAGGGGGGGAGACUUUUUUGUCGUAAUGGGGAGGUGUGUACGUGUUUACUGAUAAGAGGAUGGUUGGUUUAAAAAGGGGGAGAUGAGCAAAAACUGUCAUUUUUUGACUUCUUCUCUACCAGAACAUUUUUUUACUCUAAGCAAAGUUGGCUAUGGUUUAGGUAAUGACCUGUGAGUUUGCUUUCUCCAUAUUCGAUAUCUUCAGGGCGUAUGUCGUGUCUAGGCCGCGCGCGGUCCCUAUAACGUUGGCUACGUCAUUAAAAUAUACUCAUACUUACUACAGUUAAAUCUAACCCACAUGUAUUUAUACACGUGUGGACAAGGAUCAUGAAAGGUUACGUUAUUCACAUUGAAAACGCACGGUGAUUGAUCAGCACAGAUCUCCUCCACCUUCGCUGCCACAUCGAGCUCGCAUUUCACGGAUUUCGACCGCCCUGGGUUUUUAUUUCCUGGUCUAAGACAUAACUGUCUCUCGUCCAGUGUCCUGCCAAAUGUCGCGUGCGUUAUUUUCAUCAAAGGUUUUCCCCGUGGGCAUGAUAGAGUUAUGUUGUUCCCUUCGCAAGAUAUGUUGUAUCCUUUCUCUGCAAGAAUGCAAGCAAUAAAGGAAAUUUGAAAUCUGUAGACUGCAUUGACUGCAUGAUUUUUAUGCAGGCUUUUUUUCAGGGAUCUUUUAGGGCCGUUAAACGGCCCCAAAAACUCAAUCUUGAAUUGAGUUUUGAAACUCAAUCUUCUCACCAAAGUUUCAGUGCAGUAAAAUGAAGUUGAUUGAGCUAAAUUCGUGACGUGUGGAAAUUAGUUUUCAGUUGGAAAUCCGUCAAUUAAAAAAAAGUGGCUGGAAUUCAUCUCACAACACAAGAAAAACUAUGCAUUCGCCAUCUUUAACCAGUUUAUAGUCUCCCUUAGUGCCCCUGCUUUAACACAUUCCGUCUCAACUACAUUUAUUGAGUACAGGUGUCAGCCCCCGGUAGGGGGGGGGGCAGCCACCCCAACUGUUCAGCUAAACUCAAUCUUCUCUGCAAAAACGGACCCAAGAGAAAAUCCUGAAAAAAACCCUGUUAUGACGUCCCUAAUUCACAAAUUUAGAUUAAGUUUACAUGCUUAUUAAUCAGUAUUGGAAAAUGUCUGCUAUAGCACCACCAGCACCGCUCAGGCCAGGAAAUUUUUAAUAAAAUAUCUUGUCAUUGCCAUACAAUUUGCUUGUUGAUUUAAAGUUCCAAAUAUAUUUUUGGCAUGAAAUUGUCAUAUCUGGAAGGGUAUUACUACAAAACACUAUUUGAAACCUAGCUAUGCAGAAAGUCUUACAUUUGUUUUACAUGCUGAGAAAAAUGUUCUUUUUGGAUUUUGCUAUACCAGGGAGAAUUUUUUCUCUACGCCUGUUAUCAACAUACAUUUGGUUUACAUGCGGGAAAUUUUUCUUUUUGGAUUUUGCUAUCAGGGAGAAAAAAAACUUUCUAUGCCUGCUAUUAAUGGGGCGAGCAGGGAUGUGGUAAUCAUCCAUACUUGCAGUUGAGAGCACAACCUGAUAGAUUUAAAGGCUUACUAAGGCGUCUCAAGGCGUCUCAUGCUGCUUGUCUGGACCUGUAUGAGCCUAUUAUUUACAAUUGCUCUAAGUAUAGUUUACUAAUGGAGUAAACUGGCAUGAGAAAAACACACGAGACAGGCGUUAAACGGCCACAUCAUUUUACUGUAAGGUUAAGGAAUUUUCCAAAUAAUUUUCUAUUACUGUAAGUGUCGUACAAUGAAGCCAAGAAGUUAACAAGGAAUUUCUUAAUCUUCCUCAGGUAGUUUUGACACAAAAAUACACCUUUUUUUUGUGAAAAUACAAAGGUCCAUGAAGGUCAACUGAAUCCCUACGUUUGUAAGAUCAUUAAGCAUCUUCAAUUGACUUCAUGAAAUAUACAUGGCACCACUGGGGCAUUCAUGCCACCAACUGCGACUAUAAUUCCCUUUCCCGCAAAACCGCGCAACUGGCAAAAUUAAGCUAUUCUCUUAUUGUAAUAGUAAGUCCAUACUUUGUUGUUGUUGAUUGUCGCACAAACUUCAAAAGAGAAAAUAGGCAUAAUUUUUGUACUAUAUUUUACAUCCUUGAGAGUUAAUUAUACUGUUUUAAAACUUGUCGCAUGUGAUGUUUUGACGUUUAAAUUGUUCAGCAUUCAUGCUGGGAAGCAAUUAUUUCUGCUAACGAGAUAAGUGCAAAUAAUUUCAACUACAAAAUGCACCUGCUAGCAGUGGUUUCUAGCUAGAACACGACAGAGUUCGUAAAGCAUUUGAGUAGUUUUACAGUUUAAAAAAAUACAAGCAAAUAAAGCAAGACAGCAAAUGCCGCACAUGCUGACUUUUGUCAGAAUAUCUUUAAACAAAUCAAUUUCUGAAUAGUUGCAUGUAUAAACGAAGUUAUUUUAGUUUCAGAAAAACAAACUUGCGUCAGAAUAGAUUAAAGUAAACUAACUUUAUUUAUGCUGGAUAGUUCUACAGUAUCUCUUCGAAGCAGUUCUCGAAUUUUUCUCAGAUAAUUCCACCUUGAAUUAUCGACACCCCACACCACUUAUCUGUCAUACCCCAUGUGAAGAAGAAUGGACAUUCGUUGUCAUUUGCAAGUAGUAUAGCAUAGCAUGUAAAAGCAUGGCAAUUUAAACUAUGCAUGGCAAAUUAGCAGUAUAGUAUGGCACGUUAGAAUUAAAAUAUGCUAAAAUCGCCAUAAAUCUUCAAAUUCUCAAGUUACCGAAUAUUUUACAGUUCAGUGUUUCUAAUUCUCACACAUAGCUAUCUCAAUUAAGCCCGUUUUCCACAGUGGGCGAAUUUGUUUGCGCGAAGCGUCUUUUCCUUUAUCGGCAGCAUUUUUGCUGACGUGAUAAGCGACGCCGACAAAGUAGAAACUUACGGUGGCUCAGAAGGGCCAUCUCUCUCUCUUCUUUUUUCCAGCCGCGCUCUGAAUUAUCGCGCACUUUCAGUUAUACCGUCACUAUGCCGCGGGUUAAGGCGCCACUUAUCCCAUCAUGUGUUUACUCACAUGACCGAAAUGUUUAUCACAACCAAAAGAUCAUGACAUAUGUUUACAUAAUAUUGUUUGCAUUAUUAUCCACAGUAGAAGCAGUAUUCCCAAAGUAUAAUCCCGUAUUGGGUGCCUUAGAUACACCAAAUCGCGACGAGCUUGUUGAAAAGUACUUUCAUCUAGGACUAAAGGCUGUUGAAAUUUUUGGUUUCCUUGCCAAUGUCCAUGGUUUCACGUUGAGUCUUAGGCAGCUUGAAAGAAUUCUAAGAGCAAGAGGAUGCCGGAGAAUAAAAGCGGAGGAAGUUCAAGUUUACUUGGCUAUAGAGCACCCUUGGCUAUAUUAAGGCACCCAAUGCGGGAUUAUUCUUUGUGGGAUAAGUGGCGCCUUAACCCGAGGCUAAAGUGGCGCCUUAACCCGCGCCAUAACAUGCGGCAUAACUGAAAGUGCGCAGCUCAAAACUGGAAGUACGGCUGAUAAGUAGCGUGAUAAUUCAGAGCGAGGCUGGAAAAAAGAAGAGAGAGAUGGGCCUUCUGAGCCACCGUAUAGAAAUUCGCUUCCCGUGAAUUUGCGUAGUGGAAAACCUUUUUUUAAGUCACUUUCAAGCAACAAUAUACACGCGUCCAUUUAUUAUUUAUUGUAAUUUUGACAGCAUCAAUGGAUAUGCCAUUAGUACGAGACGUAAACACCACAGCAUGUACGUAUUAAUUUUUUUAAAUUGAAUUUUUGCUCGCUUUCAGCACGCAAAUCAAGAUGUUUACUUUAACAAUUAUCUGCAGGCUGCGUUGGCGUACAGCUUGUAAACGCACGGUGUAAUUUCAGAAAACUCAUUUGUAAAAUUGACCACGGGUCGUCGGAUUUGAUCAGGGGUCAGUUGUAUGAAGGUCGGAUAGGGCUAUCCAUCUGAUAGUGAUUUGUUGAACAGCCAUGUAAAGAUGUUGACCUCGCACUAAAUAAAAUGAGACCUUGAUUCAUAAAUAUACUAAAGUUUUAAUCGGAGUCAUAUACCGAUUAGCAGACAAUUUUAGAAAUUAAAAAAAAAUCUAGUGCAUGGAUAGUGCUAUACGGCCCAGAUGGGUUUAUUUGCUUGAAAAGAGCUCUAUCUAUAUUCAUUUAAAAAUGAACCGACUGUAUAUGUGAGGGGGGAGGGAGGAUCCGUUAUGUAUAACGCCUUGUACAUAUUGCACAUGGAAAGAGCGAAAUUGCCACGUUAUUUAUAAAAGAACAAACCCUGGUACAUCCAUGUUUUUCUUAUUGGGGAAGGUUGCUUGCUUUCAGUCCGAUUCUAUAUUUGGACAAUGCUUACUCACACCAGAGAGAGCCCUGGGAACGAGGUCGAGAAAUAGAUAUAGUGCUUGAUACCGUGAGUGCAUGAACCGCUGAGGCUAAAUAUACAUACGAAUUGGUAAAAAUGGUCUCAUUAUAUAGCUUUUUGUGGUGACUAUAUACGGAGUCGUACUAAUAUAUUGUGACCAACAUUCGUAGUUCGUAUCACAUCAGUGUAGGAAAUAUAUUCAAUCUUGAAAUAUCUGUGCCAGUGUGGAUAAAAAUAAUUUAACAGAGUUUAAUCUUGAACUGCCUAAAACUAAUCAUUUAUAUAACACAAGACGCAAAGAUGAUAUAUACCUCUGUAAGCCGAAGACAAACUGGGGAAAGCAAAAACUGCUUUACCAGGCUUGUAAAGAGAACAACGAUUUGGACUAUAAUACUAGAUCCAUUUAACAGUUAGGAACCUUUAGAAAUGAACUUCUCAAAUCUCUAUCUUUAUAAUACUCAUACAGUAUAUUUAAAAUAUAACUACUAACUCUUUGUAUCCUUGUAAAUAUGUAUAGCAUCAUGUAUACUAUAUAUGUAGUCUCAUAAUUUUUCUGGUAUAUCAUGCAUAUAUAUCCAUAUACCAAUAUAUAAUGAUUAUGUAAAUACUGCACGCAUACUAUAUAUAUAUUUUCUAUACUUUGUAUUAUAAUGUUUUGCAGGAACCAUCUGAAAAACCCUUCUUGUGAUGUUGGUUUCCUGAAUAAAUAUUAUUAUCAUUCAUUCAUUCGUUCAGUGCCUACAACAAGAAAACUUCAGAUUGAUAGGGAUACAACUACAUGAAAAAUACAAGGAGAACUUCGAUGUUUCAAGCGAUGACCCUUGGUACUAACUUUCCAACGAAGAGCCUUCGCUCGAAACGUCGAAGUUCUCCUUGUAUUUUUCAUGUAGUUGUAUCCCUAUCAAUGCGAAGCUUUCUUAGGAAAUAUAUAGUCCGUGUUACUUAUCCAACAUCACAAUGCUUAACUGAGCAAUGAGUUCUGUACAACGUUGGCACAACCCUCAAAUAGUGCACAUAUACUACUUCUGUACGAUCUAUUAAACUACGGUUAGAGGUAUAUCGUGCAUAUAUUCCAACCAUUUUUCAACACUUAUAAAUAGCAGCUGCCCAUUGUCUAAAUAUUUCAUAUAUUUUCCUAUUUUCCUACGCAAACGAUAUCAGAAAGCGAACUACACUUGCCAUGACAGACUGUAUACAUACAUUAAUGCCAGUGACUCACACGGUCAGUGAACUCAUUAGCGAUAUCGACUCUCAAGCGUCCGUCGGUUAAACGAGUUUUUUAUGACACACGGGGCAGGCAGUUGGUGUGGUUAUAAUGGAACCGCAGACACGCUAAACAAGCCCAAAAAGAGAUAUAAUUCACUCGAUAUAGACUGGGGUUUCAUUCUGGUCAAAUUGCGCAACUUUAUAGGUAUUAAUCCAAUUGUAUACACAACACUGGAAAAAUUUUGAAAAUCCAUAGAAGGUCAUAGAAUGGAAAUUGUAUGGAUCUUUAUUGGAAAUAGGAUGGAUUUUGAUUAUCCAUAAUAAUUGUAUAUUUCCAUACUUUGGAAAUAGUAUCGAUAUACUGUGGAUUUAGUGGUGCAAUUGCAAAUCUCAUAGUAUGGAUUUCACAAUUUUUUUCCCAGUGCAGUUCACUGGUUUUAACGACUUUUGAUACUCCAGUUACACACAGAGCCCACUGGUUCACUUUUACUAAUACCUACUCGUUCAAAUUUAUGCUCAGUAAAAACGAUAUUUCAGGUAUCAUAAAUAUCUCAAACGUGCGUUCCAGUGUGUAGGUCUUUAAUAAACCGCUGUGGUUUGUGUCUGAAAAGUUUCAAGCUGCGAAAGCCUUUCUUCAGAAAGUUAUUGUAGUACAUAAACCAUUUUCCGAACAAAAUCUCGGUUUGGUAGGAACACAACUAUACCUGAAAAAUACAAGAAGGAACUUCGAAUGAAGGCCCUUCGUCGCCUACGCCCAAACACUUAUCUCCUAUUCUUGUUUGUCUAAAAUAUCUGCGGCAAUUCACAUUUUGGGAUUAAGAUAACUAUGAAUAGAUAUUGGACAACUUAUCUGAUGUUUUGUAUAUUUGAACACCUGGCCCGCAUACGAACUGCACGCCGAAUAAGGCGCAAGUUUUCUCGCGCUGUUUUUGGAAGAUCGAGUAUUGUUAAGUAUUUUCAAGUUCUCAUAAUCUUACAGCCUUAUAGGAGUUCGAUGGGAUCUAUAGUCUUUAACCUGGGUGGUCUAAUAUAGCUAGUGUAUCUGCUAAUCUCUUGACUGAGGCUUUCGCUCGUACAGUGUUUUUCUCAGAAACAUCUAGCACACACCAUUGAACUAUAUUCAGAAGAACUUGUAUAAUGUAAAAGGUUGGGUUUUGUGGAUGGAAAUUGCGAGUGUGGAUUGUUAUAUAUUUAUUAUACCUAACCAGGAGUUGUGAAAAAUGCAAUUAUAGGCCUUGUGGCAGGAAUUGAACCAGCGCCCUGCGAUACCGGUGCAGUGCUCUAACCAACUGAUGGUGGCCAAAAUCCUGAUGGUGUAAAAAGGCUUUACUCCGGGAUAUUUUACUCUGUCUAACACCAGACUGUCAUUGGCAUGCAUGAUCCAGCCACACAAAAUCUUACUCGUCUGUAUUGAAUAGAUGAACGAUGAGGGAUGACGGACGGUGAUGACUUGGGCACAACCCACACAAUUAUACUUGUCAGCGGGCGAAUCCUUUGACGCCGGGAAAGUAAUUUUGUAAAGAGAACAAACCGCUUUACAAUAAUGACAAUAAUCACGCGAGGGCUUGGUUAUUUUAAUACUUCCAGUUCACAGUAAUUUGCUACUGGUUGUAACUGGUUGAUAUAAUUAUUUGGGUUUUGGUAUUUUUCUUUGCAUUCGUGUAAUUUUCUCAAAUGGGGUCACGUAAACACAACAUGACAGUUCAGGCUUUUAAGAAUCUCGAAAGUUAUCUUGCUGUGACGUUAGCGAUUUCAUGAAAGAUACUCAAUCAUUCAAACAUUUUGACGUAUUUUUUUAUUUGUCAUUUCACUUUACCAAUGAAUAUUUUUACUCAUUUGAAGAUAACGGUUUAUUUUAAUGAUAUCGAUGCUCCCAUGAGUCAAAACAAUUUUACCGCUUACAUCUUUGACUGUAUCUGAGAAACUCUGACACAACGCUAGACGUAUAUAAUCGAUUAAACUUUAUUUUUUACAACCUUUCCUCACGGUGAACGAAUGAAUGAAUGAAACGUUUACUUAAACGUGGUAACUUCAGCGCUCUAGUGUGCUGUUGUCAACGAAGGCCUAUGCAGCCAUCUUGUCAUGACGCUGACAAAACGGCAAUAUGCUUUGCGCGAUCACCUUGGUAAUACGAGGGCCAAAUCAGUUUAUAUUGUGCCAUUUAUACGCGUGUGGUCCAGUGUAGGUAAUAUUCUACAAUAACCUGCAGUGGUGUCUAAACUACUUGAGAAAAGAUUAAAUACAUUUUGACGUUUUUGAGCGAAACUCCUUCGUCGGGACCUUUGUCUUCAAUGCAUACGUGAUCCGUAUUAAAGUGGCUCCACUCCACCUGUAGUGAUUCCAUAUGUUUAGAUGACAGAUUUUGAAACUCUUUCAUUCUCAUCUUGAUUCUCGAGAGAUAUUUAAAGGCCGAUUUACCCGACUACACAACUUUUGCUUAAAACUGUCGCAUGCAACCUGCUUACAACUUGAGUUGUACUGUGUAAAUCAAGCACACAACUCACCUACGACAACUUGGGCGAGAUAUGUGCUUAGUUUACACAGACCUCAAGCUGUAAGCAGGUUGCAUGCGACAGUUUUAGCCAAAAAAUUGUGUAGUGUAAAUUGGCCUUUACCCCUUCAGCACUCAACUUCAUACAAAUUUAUGCUCAAUGACACCUUAUUCAAAUCUGUGGUUCAUUGAAGCAAACAAAUUAUAUAUCUUUAGUAAUACUAUUGCCCGAGUAACAAUAUAUGACUCGUGCCAGGUCGAAGUCGAGAUUCAAGAUACCUUUCAAUAUAAACAACUUUACUCUCUAGAAACACUCAACCCCUUUCAAAAACCAGAAUUUUUUUGAAACAGUCAAAAUUUCGGCGUCGUAUGUACUCGGCCCCUACGGGCUAAAAGGUUUAAGAUAAAAAACAAAACUUAAGAACAACUAAGAUAUUAUCAGUGAAAUUUUUCUGUCGUCCAAACUCAAAAAAAUUCCGGACACCUUAUGUCAUUUUCAAUGGGUUAUAUAUACGUACGGAAGUAUACGCAUCUUUUUCACAUUUCGGUUUUCUUACCUGCGUCCCCGCAAUCAAGUUCGCUGUUCGGGUUAAUAGCCACACGACAUUGCAGAGUCAUCCACAAGACAAGCAGAAUCUAUACAACAUAAAUUAUGUCGCGUUAACAAGCUCAGUUGAAGCAACAUACUAUCUAGUUUAGCCGCACUUCAUUCCAAGUUACAUGAAAUGUUCACAAGUCAAACUUGAAAUUUGUUAAACGUUGAUAUAUUCGACGGUUUACUUGAAACAGACAGUAUCAUACCUUGCAUAUCCAAGCCGAGGACAUUUUCAUGGCAUUGGUAUUGCCAGCAUACAUCAUAUAUCCGGAAGUAUCAAGUCUCAGCACCACCAAAUCGCUUCGUAGUAAACUUUGGCUAAAGAUAUCGAAAGGAGUGCAUAUGCAAACUACUGUGUGUGCAAGCCAUAUCAGCCAGCCACGCUCCGUCGCUCGAAACAGCUUAUCGGCUUAUUAAUGUUAAUUUAUAUUACUCUCAAUUUUCAAGUGCUUCCCGUUAUGCUUGCAAUUACAAAAUACGAAUACAUUAACAUGUUUAGUAGAUCUUCGACUUGAAAACUCGACAACUGAUUAUGACAACUUAAAUUCGUGUUCAAUGCCCGCUAACAGCAUGUAAAGUUAAUGAAAAAUAACUUUGAUUUUGUAAACAGAAGCAGCAAAUGCCUAUUUCACCCCCUGUGCCGGGCUUUUCAAAUUAACUUUGUCUUGUGUGUUCUUAAAUACAUUUUAAAAUAAAUGCGGCAAAUAGACUCGCCUUGCCGUCAGUAAUGCCAUUGAUUGUUAUAGUCUUUGUAAAAACGACACUAAUCCGAAAUAUUUUAAAACACUGUCCGCUCUCCCACUGCUUUGCUAACAAAGCUGAAUUAUCGCAAUGUCGCAAAAUAUUGUGUGUCUGAACAUUGUAUACACGUUGCUUGGUUUAGGUGCAAAUGUUUUCAUUAAAAUAGAGGUCACAGCAGCGACGAUAUUUAAUAAGGUGUUGGCAUACAUCAUAUAAACUCCCAUCACAUUUGAUUGAUUGAUUGAUUGAUUGAUUCAUGGUGAUUGAUUGAUGUUUGAUGAAGAAUUUCCCUCUGAUCUUAAAAUUAUACUGGAUACAAUCUCGAGUAUACUGGAUCGGGUUUCCUCUUCAAUGCAGAUGUGAGUUUCCAAAAUUACCCUGCUUAGUUUUACAGGGAAAAAAUAAAAUGUGAAGGAGAGAGCAAAUUAAUUUCAACUUAUUUUGGUUUAUUAAAGGGAAAAACAGUUUAUCGGCAAAAGCAGUUUAGUUGAAUAAACAUUUCAAAAAUUUUUUACGAAGCGCUUCAGAUACAAUUUUACGCUAUCUGUUCAGGUCGGGUUUCAUCCUGUAAUGCCCAAGGAUACUGAAUACAUUUCAAUUUAGCAUUUCUCGCAAAACUCUUUGCUCCUACAUUUUCAUUCAUUCAAUGAGGCCGGGAUGCCCGCGCCGAAGCCUCGGGGAAAGGAUACUUUAGACCAACUGUAGUCUUUAGCGUAGCCGAAAUGUAAGCUUAUAGUGUUGAGGCUCGGGGAGGCUAUAAAAUAGAUUACGAUGAGGGAGGCUACUUGAGCAACUAAGAUCACAUUUCCUGUGCUUUCUGAUAUAAGUUUUAGGUAAAUAUCGCAUUGAACAACCAGCCCCACUGCUACUGUUUGCCUCUGUUAGCCCUGCGGUUCCAGCUACCCUGCAUACCAAAGAUUUUUGACCACAAAAUUAUGUUAAAACUACAAUUCGGCUGUAUCAUUGUAUUUGGGUGUAGGUACUGACAACAAGAUUUUCUGUAAAAUGCUAUUUAAACCUAGUUUUGGGUCUUUAAAACUGGACCUACAAUCCUUUCCCUGGAUGCAGACCAUCUAUCUUCUUCAAAGGAAUGACAGUCGAAAAUUUCGUACUCAGCGACCUGCGAGUUGUUUAUUGUAAGAAUUAAUUGGACUCCUCUGGUUGUCCUUUGACUGACUAUUUCGCAAUUGCAGUCUCCUUUCAAAGUUGAAGCCAGCGGGCGUACCUUGGUGUUAAUGACCUCCGCACAUGUCUUUGAAAGUCAAACACUGUUGCAAUUGUUUUCUAAUUACCUAGUAAAUACCUCAUAUAUAUGUGGCAUUCAUUUAUGCAAAAAUGGUUCGAGCUUACUUGUAUGAGUUGAAAAGCACGGAAGAUAUAAUGCCUUUAGCGCAUUGCCUCCCACUGCUGAGAAAGGUAUGCGGUUACAUCAUACCGGGAUAGAUAAUAACCAUACAGGGCAACCUUAAAGCGUUAUAAUUAGCUGCCAUGGUUUUUGUGUGAACUACCUGAAUAUAACACUUUGAUCAGUCUUUGACGUUUCGAGCGUUAGGAGAUUAGUCUAACACGAAGUUAAACACUGAUUCAAACCUGGUCAUUGUAUAAAUGUCAUUAAAAUUUAAAAAAAAUGGUCAUCACACGUUAAUAUUAUUAGGCUAUAAUAUACUUCAUUUCUGAAUUCUGAUCGCUAUGGUACCCUGAAGGAAUAAUAUAUUUUGAUAAUUAGUCUAAUGCAUGCACUGUAUUCUGACUUAUACUCUCUUUUGUAUCUGUCGUUUCUACCUUGCCAUUUCAUUUUGAAACUGCACAUUCAGGGGCGGCGUGGCUCUCCAAAAAGAGCCGGGAAAUGACACUUUAGGGAAGCGCAUCGAGCAUCUGCAGCACCAGCGGCUCCCGAUAUCUUAUUGAGCCACGUCGCCCCUGGCACAGUCUACAUUGUUGUACUUGGUGACUCACAAACAGCAUGUACCAGCAUAUCUAAAUAUUGUAAUAACUCGUCCCCAGUCUUCUGAAGCAUGUUAUCCAAUGUGAGGACAUUACUUGAUAUCUUUCUGAGACCGACCAAGUUUGUUCGUCUACCAAAUCCAACGGCAACUAUGUUCACUCCAAACAGCUAAAAGAAAGUAAAUUUUUACCAUUUUAUCCAGAAAAACAUAAUGGCCACUUGAUCAUGUAGACUUUUGAACGAACUCUUGGAAACUACCUCUUCGAGUUAGCUUAGCAAGUAAAAAAAUUUCAAGUCCCCUCUGAGUACGAUUCUUAAAUAUACCAUUCAAUGAUAGGGUGUUUGUAGAUCUAUCUAAUAUAAUUACAAUUAGCUUAGUUUAGUUUAGUUUGCCAGGUGAUCUCGUGUUCGUAUUUUAGCCAAUCAGCGCUCAGAAAAGGUUGUCCGAAUAGAAAUCCAUUUUCAUGUAUUCAGUCCGAAUUAUAUCUUUCGUUAUUCUUUAUGAAACUAGUUGAAAUUUUGUAAUUAUGUUUGGUUAUGAGAACUAUAGCUCUGACAAAAAUAUGGAAUCGAAAUAAACUAUAUUACAGGAGAUAUUCAGUUGUUUUAAUCAUAAAAUGGAUUUCUAUUUGACAACUAGUGCCAGUACUUUUCCGCGUAUCAAGAUCAUCUGGUGGUUUGGUGUAGUUUAGUUUAGUUUGUAUCCAACUGACUUUAACUAACCAAAACCUAAUACAAACCUAAUAUCUUAAACGAAGUUUUAAGUAUAGUGGUGCAAUGCUGUUGAAUAGUUUUCCUUCUGAGGCGAAAAAGGCAUCUUCGCUUUACCAAUUUAAACGCAGUAUGUCCACUAUACCAGAGACUUGAAGACGUGAGUUAAAAUAGUUUGUAUAAGUAUAACACGCUUCAUCUGAAAAUCAACACAUUGUAUUUUACAACUAUGUUGUGUAUGGCCAGCGUGACUAAAUAAAUCUGUAAGUAAGUAACUAUGGAAACGGGAAGAGUUAGGCUACACAUCUAUACCUGUAGUUUCAAAGACGGUAACUCCAAUUUUUGCUCUCCUCCAUAGGUGUAUCCAUCCGUCACGAUAAUCAAUAUCUUC
Molecule: messenger RNA, 34747 nt
Organism: Paramuricea clavata
Lineage: Eukaryota; Metazoa; Cnidaria; Anthozoa; Malacalcyonacea; Plexauridae
Source: the annotation of a GenBank genome assembly